This is a messenger RNA of Astyanax mexicanus (Mexican tetra), 2264 nucleotides long. It is a transcript of the gene dalrd3, whose product is annotated as DALR anticodon binding domain containing 3. The transcript is spliced from 13 exons. Gene Ontology annotation, biological process: tRNA C3-cytosine methylation; arginyl-tRNA aminoacylation. Bases 212 to 1924 code for a protein of 570 amino acids. The record is from RefSeq and is a predicted model, not a curated record. Lineage: Eukaryota; Metazoa; Chordata; Actinopteri; Characiformes; Acestrorhamphidae. Gene Ontology annotation, molecular function: ATP binding; tRNA binding; arginine-tRNA ligase activity.
AAACAUUUCCCCCGCGCUAAGGUUCCGGGUGUGAUUGACCAAAGCCACCGACUCUCUUAAAGACAGUGGCAGAAUCAGAACCCGCGGCCCUGCGGCGUCUUAACCAACCGAACCGAACCGAACCCAGCCCUGCAGAACCCGCGGAGGCGAUGUCGACACCGUGAGACAUACAGAGAGACAGACUGAGUGAGAGACAGACAGCUGGAGAAGGAUGGAGAGCGAGGAACCGUCCCCCCCGUUCCGCGUGUCCUCCACCGUGGCGGCGCUGCGGUUCGCUCUGCGGAGAGACGCGGAGAACCACGCCGAGGCGGAGCGCGCUGACAGCGGGGAGAGGAGCGCCGGAGACCGUGACAAGCUCUGGUUUAAAGAGAGCAGCGCUAAGAACCUCCGGAACCGGGACUUCCUGGCGCCCAACACGGUGCUGAGCACGCUGUACGCCGGCGGACAGGUUCCGUCGGCGGUUCUGAGCCGGAUCCGGUCUCUCUGUGGUGCCGGUGUUUUGCCGGUGUCGGGGUGCGAGGUGACGGCGGAGGGUCUGCGGGUUUCUGUGAGCCGCAGUGAAGCUUUCGGAGGGGUUCUGUGUGGAAUGACUGCGUACCUGAGACCUGCGGCUCAAAGACAGGGGCGUGUCCUCAUCAACUGCCCCGCCCUGCACGCCAAACAGGCCCCGCCCACCCCAGACUCGCUCACACUGGGGCAGCUUCGCACCGUUCUCAUCGCUGAUCACAUCGCAGCCCUGCUCCGGAGACAGGGUUACUCCGUGUCCUUCUGUCCGGCCUUGCCUGAAGAAAGUGACAUCAUCAGCUUCCUCAGGACGCUGGGCAUCGAUUGGCCGGCCGCGUCCGUGAGCUGGACCAAUGAGGAGCGAGAGGAGGAGAUGAGGAGCGUGCUGGAGAAGUGUAUCUACAGAGAGAGGGAGGGGGAGCGGUGGAAGAGGGGGAGCAGAGGGGAGGAGAUGGAGGGAGUUGAUGGAGGGAUGAAGGAAGAACUGAAGAUAAAUCUGAAGCGAGUGAUGGAGGAGGUGGAGCUGCAGGGGUACGACCCCAGUCUGGGUACCUGCACAGUGCAGAGGGAGGCGUUGUGUCACCUGGCUCACCUGGACAGAGCUACGGCAGAUUUCCCAGUGUCGAUGGCCACAGUGCUGCAUGUCACUUCCUGUCAGGAUGAGUUCCGCCAGCAGCAGACGGCCAUGCUGUGGAGAGCGACAGGAGCCACAGCCACACAGAGGCUGGUAAUCUGUGGUCCAGUAAAGACUCCAGGCACUCAGAUGAGUUCAGCUCAGUAUCUACAGUUAAGAAGAGCUCAGAUGAAGGAGGCGUCAGAAAUGAAGUAUGGAGAUCAGGUGGAAGGUCAGACGUGGGAUGACAUCAUCAGGGUGAUGACCUGUGCUACAGUUCGGUUUGAGCUGCUGUCCACUGUUCACACCAGCCCAGUCACUCUUGAUGUGCAGCGUGAAGGGGGUGUGUCCACUAAGGGCCCGAGGGGCGGAGUUUUCGUUAUGUAUAACUGUGCUAGACUGCACACUUUAUUCAGCAGCUAUGAGAAAGGAGUGGAGCAAGGUCUCUACCCAGAAGUCCCUGCAGGAACAGAGCUGGAUUUCUCUGCUCUGAAGGAGGAGGGGGAGUGGCUGCUUCUCUUUAAUUACCUCAUUCCAUUCUCUGAGCUUGUGGACCAAUCAGCACAGGCCCUGGAGGCGGAGGGGGGAGGGGCCAGAGUUAAUUUAAGAACUGAACAGGUCUGCAGAUUCCUGGUGUCUCUCAGUAAAGACUUCAGUUCCUACUACAACAGAGUUCAUGUGCUCGGGGAGCCGUUACCUCACCUCUUUAAUCAGAUGUUCUGCAGGUUGUUUUUGCUCAGAGCUCUGAGAGAACUUUACCACAGCGCCCUGCACUCCCUCAACCUGCCCCCCAUCCCACAGCUAUAGUCCCCAAUCAAUCAAUCAAUAAUCAAUAGAGAACAACCCCUCUUCCACUGGUCUGCAGAUCCAUUUCAGCUUUUAAAUACCUCAGAAUACCCGGUUUACACCUGAAUACGACCAAACCACAUUAAAAUCCACCCAAACUAAUCCCAGAAAAUAUUUAAUGUCUUAUUAGGAUAUAAUCCAGAUACCUGUCAGGUAAUAUAUAUGAGACUAAUCACAGGAAUAAACAGGGUUUAGAUUAGUAGAUUAUGUUUCGCACUAUAAAGCGCACUGGAUUAUAAAAAUAGGGGUAGAUUAAAUAAAUUAAAAAAAGCUAAGCUUAGUGAACAAAACUGUAAAUCUC